CUGCAUGGAGCCACGGUAUGUGCGGAGUGGGGCAAGCACCCAAUUCUGCUCCCCAGCCAGAGCUCAAGGUCCGGAUUAAAAGAUCUGAGGGGCCAGAUGCGGCCCGUGGGUCGUAGUUUGCCCACCUCUGCUUUAGCUAGUCUUCUUAGUGCUGCAGUCACAUUUACCACCCAGACAAACUGUACUAUUGUGCUGAAAGGUUAUUAAAACCAAAAAUUACCACACGCUGAGUUUUUACAGCCCCCAAAGCCAGUCACUUACCACCAGGUCAAGGUACACUUCAGAUCUCCCCAAAUACAACGCUGCAGUCAAUCCUUUAGUAAACGAACUAAAGAUUUAUUAACUAAGAAAAUAAAUGAGUUAUGCAGUGGUUUAAAGCAGCAUGGUAUACCUUACAGUCAGGAGGCUCUGAGCUGGAUGCAGUAGAGAGAGGCUGUGGUCAGUGUGAGACUGAUCAGUGUGAUGGAAGUGUGGGGUUUGGAGGAAGUCCAGAUGAACAUGGAGAAACAACAUUGGAUGCCAUGAUUAUGGAUGGCAACACCAUGGAAGUUGGGGCAGUAGCAGAUCUCAGACGUAUAAAAAAUGCUAUUGGUGUAGCACGGAAAGUGAUUAAGCAUACUAAGCACACAUUAUUAGUGGGGGAGUCAGCCUCACUGUUUGCAGAAAGCAUGGGAUUUCCCUGUGAAGAUUUAACCACUCAGAAUUCUCUUUCAAUAUAUUUAAAGUGGCUUAAUCAAAACUGUCAGCCAAACUACUGGAAGAAUGUAAUACCAGAUGCUUCAAAAUCCUGUGGACCAUACAAACAGGCUAAACAAUUAAAUAGUGAAGAAUGGAUCAACUCACAGAAAAGAAUAAAUAUUCAUAAUCAUGAUACAAUUGGCAUGAUUGUAAUUGGUGGUUCCGGAAAUGUUGCAGUGGGGACAUCUACAAAUGGUGCAGUCCACAAAAUCCAGGGUCGUGUAGGGGACUCGCCAAUAGCUGGAGCUGGAGCCUAUGCUGAUAGUACAACUGGAGGAGCGGCAGCCACCGGAAAUGGUGAUAUCAUGAUGCGCUUUUUGCCCAGCUAUCAAGCAGUGGAAUAUAUGAGGACAGGAACAGAUCCAACUACAGCUUGCCAGAAAGUUAUUUCCAGGAUCCAGAAGUAUGUUCCAUACUUCUUUGGUGCUGUUAUCUGUGCCAACACAACUGGAAGUUAUGGUGCUGCCUGCAAUAAAGUUCCAGGAUUCACUCAGUUUCACUUCAUGGUUUAUAGUCCUUUGCUAAAUGAGCCAUCUGAGCAAGUUGUAGACUGCAUUUAAUUUUUUCUGUACCAUCUGCAUUUACAGUUAAAUAUGAAGGAGGAAAAGAAGGCUGAAAAGGCUCACUGACUGCCAUUUUACAAAGUGUUUGCAGUUUCCUUUUGCACAGAUAUUUGAGGAAGAGUAAUGUAUGUGGAGAUAGCACAUAUCUCUCUCCUUUUUUUAAUGUAUUUUGUUUUAUUACCAUGUCACCAAUAUGUUAGUAAACUUGAUUUGUAGUUUCUCAAGAUAGCAAACUAAUUUAUUAAUCUGGCAGGUUAUUUCUAAAUUCUGGUGGGCAAGUUGGCUUCGUCUACAGGAUGAACCUAUUUUUUUUUUUUUUUUUUUUUUUUAGAUACUGUGUAGAGAUCCAAAAUAUCUACUAAUGAUAAAGUGGGAUUUCAAAAUACUCUGCUGGUAUAUGUUGAUGACUAUAGUUUAAAAUGGGAAAUGCCUUUUGGAACCAGUCUCAAAAACAGAUGAAAGUUUGUAUGACUGUUGUACCAAGAAGAACUGGAGAACAAUUUCUCCAUGACUGCAUGGAGAAGCAAAAGCUUCUGCUUUUGUGGUGAUGCUUCAUUGUUCCAUGAUGUUCAGUCACAGUAAUGCAGUAUUACAUUACAAAUGUUAUCCUGCAGUGUCAGGAAAUUACUCUAUUUUGUGGCUUUUUGUGACUCAGGUACAUUAUAUCUUCACUCCCUCCUUUCUUCUUUUAUUUGUGGGAACAAAUGGAGAUGUUUCUUACUCCCCUUCCAAUCCCAAAGUGUUGGGUAGGAUCCCAGCAACCGACUCAUUUUCCGAAGAUGGUUUCCAUACUGUGCUUCCCUUUUCACUUCGCAUGUUGUGUUCUGUCAGUGUGGGCAGUGCUUCUGUGAUCAGCACUCCAUUGCUGCCUAAGCUCAGGUAAAGCAUCCAUCAGAUGUACAGAUUCCGAGCCCACAGGAGAACUGUGGUUAGAAUAAGGCUGAUUUUUCUGUAUUAAAUCUUUCACUGGCCAUAAUUUAUUUUUGUAAAUCUCUUCAUUUUAACAGACCUUUUUGGCAACUGAACCCCAGAUUAAUAAAUUAGAGGUGAUAAGUAACAGCAUGGAUUUGUCAAGAAUAAAUCAUAUCAAACAAA
This is a messenger RNA of Chrysemys picta bellii (western painted turtle), 2396 nucleotides long. It is a transcript of the gene AGA, whose product is annotated as aspartylglucosaminidase. The record is from RefSeq and is a predicted model, not a curated record. Gene Ontology annotation, molecular function: asparaginase activity; N4-(beta-N-acetylglucosaminyl)-L-asparaginase activity; beta-aspartyl-peptidase activity. Gene Ontology annotation, cellular component: cytoplasm; lysosome. Gene Ontology annotation, biological process: protein deglycosylation. NCBI's taxonomy places the organism in Eukaryota, Metazoa, Chordata, Testudines, Emydidae.